ACUGAGAAAAAUAGCUUUUGCAUGCUCUGAGAAAGAAAAAUGAGACUGCGUUUGCCAAAAGCUUGUGACCUGCAGAAGCUUUUUCUUGCAGGGAUGGCAAUGGUGGCAACUCUGAGUUGUUUAAGUCAUUCCAAAUGCGAGUUUGAGGCAAUCUUCAAUUUUGGGGACUCGAAUUCAGACACAGGUGGGUUUUGGGCAGCUUUUCCAGCAGAAUCUGGACCCUAUGGCAUGACCUACUUCAAGAGACCUGUGGGUCGGGCUACAGAUGGGAGGCUCAUACUUGAUUUCUUGGCUCAAGCUCUAGGGUUGCCAUUCAUAAGCCCAUAUCUGCAGUCGAUUGGAUCCGACUAUAGACAUGGGGCCAACUAUGCUACGUUGGCAUCCACUGUGCUUUUGCCAAACACGUCCUUGUUUGUCACUGGAAUCAGCCCAUUCUCUCUAGCCAUCCAGCUCAACCAAAUGAAGGCAUUCAAGACCCAAGUUGAAGAACACUCCUGGGAUCAACAAGAAUCGAAGAGACUUCCGUCCUGGGACAUUUUCGGGAAAUCACUCUACACGUUCUACAUUGGCCAAAACGAUUUCACCUCCAAUUUGGCAGCCAUUGGUGUAGGCGGAGUGAAGCAAUAUCUUCCUCAAGUGGUCUCCCAAAUUGCUGGUACUAUCAAGGAGCUAUAUGCCUUAGGAGGGCGGGCAUUUCUGGUACUUAAUCUGGCACCAGUGGGUUGCUACCCAUCAUUUUUGGUGGGGCUACCUCCUUCUGAACUUGAUGCGUUUGGAUGCUCGAUUUCUUACAACAAUGCAGUUGUAGACUACAACAACAUGUUGAAGGAGACACUCAGACAAACCAGAGGCUCUCUCACAAAUGCUUCCCUCAUAUAUGUGGACACCUCCUCUGUUUUGCUGGAGCUCUUCAGACAUCCCACAUCUCAUGGGCUCAAGUAUGGUACCAAAGCAUGUUGUGGGCAUGGGGGUGGUGCCCACAAUUUUGACCCUAGAGUUUUUUGUGGAAACACAAAGGUGAUCAAUGGGAGAACUGUGACUGCAACAGCUUGUAGUGAUCCUUACAACUAUGUAAGCUGGGAUGGAGUCCAUGCCACAGAAGCUGCAAACAAGCUUGUUACAUGGGCUAUCCUCAAUGGCUCUUAUUCAGAUCCUCCUUUUCCAUUUCAUGACUUCUGUGACCUCCAACCUUUAAAUUGAGCAAUCUUUUGCUCUCAAACACUGGCUCGUCUGGUUUCUUCCCCCAUAAGGUAAAAUUAUUUAUUCAAAAGCAAUAACGUAACUUUGUUUUCCAAAGCAUAUUUCCUUGAUCAGUUUUUCAGCAGGGCCUUUUGUUGUUGGUUGACAUUGGAAGCUUGUUCUUGAAAACGGCAUGUGGAAUCUUCGACUUUUUCUUUCAGUGUUCACUGAUCACUGAUGGAGAUAGGUUAUCAAACUAUUUAUUUAUUUAUUAAACCAUGUCUCUUCUCUCUUUAAAUAAGGAAAUUUAUUGAUUGGCUUA
Messenger RNA from Prunus dulcis (almond), 1501 nucleotides. RefSeq names its product GDSL esterase/lipase At4g01130. The record is from RefSeq and is a predicted model, not a curated record. The transcript is spliced from 5 exons. The coding region runs from base 40 to 1200 and encodes 386 amino acids. Lineage: Eukaryota; Viridiplantae; Streptophyta; Magnoliopsida; Rosales; Rosaceae. Gene Ontology annotation, molecular function: hydrolase activity, acting on ester bonds.